This is a messenger RNA of Esox lucius (northern pike), 2917 nucleotides long. Its product is annotated as NADH-ubiquinone oxidoreductase 75 kDa subunit, mitochondrial. The record is from RefSeq and is a predicted model, not a curated record. NCBI's taxonomy places the organism in Eukaryota, Metazoa, Chordata, Actinopteri, Esociformes, Esocidae. Gene Ontology annotation, molecular function: NADH dehydrogenase (ubiquinone) activity; iron-sulfur cluster binding. Bases 152 to 2365 code for a protein of 737 amino acids. The transcript has 19 exons. Gene Ontology annotation, cellular component: membrane. Gene Ontology annotation, biological process: ATP synthesis coupled electron transport.
UACUGAUUAGAUGGCAGCUUUAGUGGGGAUUACCCACUGAGGUAUAUAGGGAUUACCAAAUCGUGAUGCAGCUGAAUAGACGAAGUGCGCAGUCAGUCAUUGGGGUGCACUAUUUACUGUAGGCGCCAGCGACGUCAUAGUGGCAAGCAGUAUGUUGCGUCUACCUGCUGUGAGUCGCGCUCUUUCAGGAGUGGCUCACUCUAAAGGGGGCAUGGCAAUCACUAACAAUGUUCGCACUGUAGCAACGGCAGCGCCCGCAGCUGUCAGUAACCUGGUGGAAGUGUUUGUGGAUGGGAAGCCAGUUAUGGUGGAACCAGGGACCACAGUCCUGCAGGCAUGUGAAAAGGUAGGAGUACAGAUUCCUCGCUUCUGUUACCAUGAGCGCCUGUCAGUUGCAGGGAACUGUCGGAUGUGUCUUGUGGAGAUUGAGAAAGCUCAGAAGCCUGUGGCCGCAUGUGCCAUGCCAGUCAUGAAGGGCUGGAACAUUUUAACCGACUCCGACAAAACAAGAAAAGCUAGAGAGGGUGUGAUGGAGUUCCUGUUGGCCAAUCAUCCUUUAGACUGCCCAAUCUGUGACCAGGGAGGAGAAUGUGACCUUCAGGACCAGUCCAUGCAGUUUGGCAGCGACCGGAGCCGCUUCUUGGAGAACAAGAGAGCUGUGGAGGACAAGAACAUAGGCCCCCUCAUCAAAACCAUCAUGACGCGCUGUAUCCAGUGUACUCGCUGUGUCCGGUUUGCCAGUGAGAUUGCAGGUGUGGAGGAUCUGGGAACAACUGGCAGGGGCAACGACUUGCAAAUCGGCACCUACGUGGAGAAGAUGUUCAUGUCCGAGCUGUCUGGGAAUGUGAUCGACAUAUGCCCGGUGGGGGCGCUGACGUCCAAGCCGUAUGCCUUCACCUCCCGUCCCUGGGAGACCAGAAAGACUGAGUCCAUUGACGUGCUGGAUGCUGUGGGCAGCAACAUCGUGGUGAGCACCCGUGGUGGGGAGGUGAUGAGGAUUCUGCCUCGUCUCCACGAAGACAUCAACGAGGAGUGGAUCUCCGAUAAGACCAGGUUUGCCUAUGAUGGCCUAAAGCGUCAGCGCCUCACUCAGCCCAUGGUGAAGGAUGCGUCUGGACAACUGGUGACCACAACGUGGGAAGACGCGUUGACGAGAGUGGCUGGGGUGUUGCAAGGAGCUCAAGGUACCAGUAUUGCAGCCAUUGUAGGAGGGAUGGUGGACGCAGAAGCUCUGAUAGCGCUGAAAGACCUGCUGAACCGCUUCAAUAGUGACAACUUGUGUACUGAGGAGAUCUUCCCUAUGGAAGGAGCUGGAUCUGACCUGCGCUCAAACUACCUACUGAAUUCCCGCAUCGCUGGUAUUGAAGAAGCUGAUUUGCUGCUCCUCGUUGGCACAAACCCACGCUAUGAGGCGCCGCUUUUCAAUGCACGCAUCAGGAAGAGUUGGCUUCACAACGAGCUGCAGGUGGCCUUGGUGGGCCGCCAGGUGGACCUGACCUACACUUAUGAUCAUCUGGGGGAGUCCGCUGAGGUCCUGCAGGAAAUUGCUGCUGGGACCCACCCCUUCUCUACGGUUCUUGCCAAGGCAAAGCGUCCUGUAGUGGUGUUGGGCAGUGCAUCCCUGCAGAGAGAUGAUGGGGCCGCUAUACACGCGGCAGUGUCCGCCAUUGCCCAGAAUGCCCGUGUCAGCAGUGGAGUAGGAGAAGGCUGGAAGGUUCUCAAUGUUCUUCACCGGGUGGCCAGUCAAGUUGCUGCAUUGGACCUUGGAUACAAGCCAGGCGUGGAUGUCAUCAAGAAGAAUCCACCCAAAGUACUGUUCCUCAUUGGGGCAGAUGCUAGCUGUAUCACCCGCCAAGACCUGCCAAUGGACAGCUUCAUCAUUUAUCAGGGGCACCAUGGAGAUGCUGGGGCAACGAUGGCUGAUAUAAUUCUCCCUGGAGCAGCUUACACAGAGAAGUGUAGCACCUAUGUGAACACUGAGGGCCGCGCCCAGCUGACCAGACUUGCUGUCACUGCUCCAGGCAUGGCCAGGGAGGACUGGAAGAUCAUCCGUGCAAUUUCUGAGCUUGCUGGAGUUACACUGCCUUAUGACAGUAUUGAUGAGGUCCGGGACAGAUUGGCAGAGAUUUCUCCCAACUUGGUGCGCUAUGAUGAUGUUGAGGAAGCUAACUACUUUCAGCAAGCAAAUGAACUGGCCAAGGCUGUUAAUCAGACUGUCCUCUCAGAGCCUCUGGUACCUCCGCAGCUCACUGUCCAAGACUUUUACAUGACAGAUUCAAUAAGCAGAGCCUCCCAGACAAUGGCCAAGUGUGUCAAGGCUGUGACAGAAGGAGCCAAAGCUAUAGAGGAGCCAUCCAUAUGCUAAACGCUUGGUUUUCCUGGGUCAUUUAUCUCUCACUUACUUACUGAAAUAACUCCUAGGCAUACUUAAUUUUAUUUAAAUGUGUGUGUAUAUGUUACUGGGUCAUUGUACCAUAUAACAUUAAUUUAAAAAACUUUAAGGAAAGCAUUAAUGUAUUCUGUGAAGUCAAAGUGAUAAAUGUAGUACCUAUCCAAUUCAAUGGUAUAAAAAAUGGUAGCCUAUAAAUACACAUUCAUAGAUACAAUUGUUAUGCAGUGAAGUUUUUAAUAUUGUAUUAGAUUCCUGUACAGGUCUCACUAUAUGCUAAACUUUCAGUAUGAUAUAUGCAAAAUGUCCUACCCAAUGCAGAAAUCCCUCAUCACCUUAAUGACCAAAUGCAGUGCAGGCAACUUUCAGUCUCCCAGCUGACACCAGCAUAAAUAGUUUAUUACUUGUAUGUAUGUAUUACCAAACCACUGUGAAUUGUGUAAAUAUCAUAUUUUCCCUAAUGACUAUACACUGCUUUGUAGAUUAUGUAUAAAAGAAUAAAUUAAAUAAAUAUUUUUUUUCCCUGUA